This is a messenger RNA of Amoebophrya sp. A25, 2496 nucleotides long. The record is from the annotation of a GenBank genome assembly. NCBI's taxonomy places the organism in Eukaryota, Dinophyceae, Syndiniales, Amoebophryaceae.
CUCGUUGUCUACUUGGAUAUCAUCUGUUUUAUUAUAGAUGCUCCUAUAGCUUCUAUAAUUCUGUUGUACUCGUCCGCUACACAAAAAAAAUAAAUACAGAAUCAUUCUCAUGUCGUCAUUCGCAGUGCCUCCUCCUCCGCCGCCUCGACAGGGCGGCUCGCCGCCUCCGCCACCACCGAGGCCAGGAGGUUCGCCAAUUCAUGCGACGCAGACGAGAACGAGGAUGGGCCGAUUACCACACGGCUUUCCCGAUCUCUCACAGGACGAACUCGCCAGAGGAAGAGAGCAACAAGAAACGUCAAGGAGGAUGCCUGUGGCGUGGACGAAUGCCAAGCGUGACUACACGAGUAGUCACAACUACAACUCAUCCUUAGCAGCGACGCCAAGCAGCAGCUCGUUUCAUCCUGCAGGCACGUCUCCUAUUUUUGGUGCAAAGAGCAGGAAACAGGAUCCGGAUUUUGGGAUCUCUCCCUCCGGAUGGGAGCAACCCACCACAUCUACUUUCUCAGGAGUGACCACAAGCAGGGAUUUCUUGUCAGAAGAACUUCUAGUACAACAAGGUGAUUCUUAUGCGACAUCAAUCAAAAAUCACGGCCAGAACUUCAACGAUGCCAAGGAUUAUGUUGAUCCCGGAGCUCCUGCUGACGUACAUCGCCACCUGCGUCAAGGCAUCAUAGUUACAGAUGAAGCAACAGCUCUUGAUGCAGAACAAAAAGAAGCAACAACAACAGGAACAACAAGCACUACAGUAGAACCAGCUACAACUACAGAAGAUGACUGCUCCCCUCCCGCCCCUGAUGUGGAAAAGAUUGGUAGAGGUUUUCAGAUCAAACGGAUGCUGAUGAAGGACGCUUCGGACAAAGCGAACAGACUUGGAAUUUUAUGGCAGUCGCGGACUUGGGAUUCAAACUCGCCUGAAGUGUCGAUACAUGUUCCUCCAGAGAUUUUGCAGUGUACAACCUAGUUGUGCUUUCUAGUAGGUGUACAACGUAGUUGUGCUUUCACCUAGGUUUCAGUUACCUAAAAGCUCCUCAUGAUCUCCACCCUAUGUAUAAAAAUACAUGUUGGUAAUAUUUUUAAGGCUGAACUUGUUUCAGUUGUCACCAUUUAGAUUGGGGUCACUUAGUUAGAUCGACUUUGACUACUUCACGUGGUGCCUUCUUGCCAUCCACCCCUCCUGUGCCUACUUGUGACUCUUGUUCUUUGUGAAGCGCAACGAACGAGAAGCAGCUGUUCGAGAUGAGGAAGUGUUUGCAGAAGUUUUUUGUAGUCCCGUCAUGAUCUCCAUCUGGUGUUAAAAGUUUGUGACUCCAGCCUAGUAAAGUGCAAUCAAACCAAUAACUGAACCAGGUAGCGCUGUCUCGCGAGAGAUCGAGUUCAGUUCUGCGGAACAGAUAGCGGGUUUUCGACUGGAGCAAGUUGUUUAUUUCAGAGAUGCAGUUUUGGAGACGUGGGAUUUCGAUUUCGGAUUUGUGAUCCCAAACAGCACCAACACAUAUGACAGAAGAAAGUGCACUCAUUAUAAUUAUAGAUACUUACAACUCAAAAAGGAAAUCAUGGAAAAACUAGCUAGCUUCCCACUUACGUCCUAGUCAUUUCCUUGAGUAUGACUGCACUUUUUCCUUUCAUCACACAUGGGAACAGGUAAUCGUGGGUGCAGAACAGAUGCUGCCACCACAACUGCUCAGCGGAAACGUAGUUCUGGAAAUUAUGGGCAAUUAGUUGUGGAGGAUCAUCGGAGUAGGUCGUGUAGGUCGUACUUAAGUAUAAUAGGUCGUGUAGGUCGUCAAAAAAUUACGUACUGCGUUCCUAGGAGAAGUAGUAGUAGAUUGCUCAAUCUCGAAGACAAAGGUUUCGUGGAAGCAAGUACUUGCUAUCCAAAACAACCGAGUCGGAAUGGGGCCCGUGGCUUCCCGACGUUGAAGAUGUUGUUCUUAGGUAGCUCUAAUACACCACGCUUCUUAUCGGGAGAUCAGUGCGUGGCGCAGCAACGGAUUCGCAUUUUCUACGAUGGGAAGCUACCGGGUUGCUAGAUCAUGAAGAGUGGUCAUUUUUGCGCAGAUGUUGAUGGGUGGCAUAACAAUAUUAACAAGAUGGGGGGAUAGUACUUAUUCAGAUAUACUUGCUGAUUGUGAUCGAGGAUGUGUCCUCCGGGUUUGCUCUUGCGCAUGUGUUAACAUAAGUACAACUAGACUCAAUCUUGAUCUGUUGGAAUGAACCAUAACGGCUAGGUUUUGCUUUCGGGCGGGGAGAUGCUAACAAAUGAUGCAUAAAAUAAUUGCUACCUAGAUGAAGGUAUGAAUAUCAUAUGCGACAAGAAGCGCAUUCAACAAAUUUAAUCGUUCUUCUAGAUUGCUGCUCCUGAGUCUGAUGUUCGACAAAUGAGCGUGGAGUUCGAAAAAGUGCUCACAUCGUGGAAGCAAAUGUCAAGAGAUAUCGAGUGUCAAGAGAGGUGAGUCCCUACUUGUUCUUAUGCUCCUCAUUUUGAGGUUCUCC